AUGUCAACCAAUUUAAAACUGAAUAAAAAGAAAAAUGUUCAACAAGCGCUAGAGUCAUUAAUUCAUGUCCAUGAAGUUGAUCCAAAGCUUGUAAACGAUAAAAAUGUGCAUGUACAAAUAACAAUGGGUAAAAAAAUGGGAAUAACUAAAGAUUAUGUUCCAAGGAUCAUUCCACUUUCUUCGAAGAUGACGACGCCAAGUCAACUGAAUAUAUUACUUGUCACAAAAGAUCCAUCACAAUUUUACAAAGAAACAUUGUCUAAUGAUGCAAAUACAUCAGAAAUGUUUAAAGAGAUUAUCAGUGUCAAAAAUCUAAAAAAGAGAUUCAGAGGUGCUAAGUUAAAUCAAUUGUAUAAAGAUUUUGAUUUGAUUGUAGCUGAUUUUAGAGUACAUCAUUUAUUACCAGCUAUUUUGGGUAAUAAAUUUUAUAAUAGUAAUAAGAAACUUCCUUUUGUCGUGAAAUUAUCAAGAGCAGAGAAGUUAAGAUUCCAAAAACAAAAAGAAGAGUGUGAUCCUAAAUAUGUAAGAGCACAAAUAAGAAGUAUAUGUAAGAAUACUUCUUAUGUUCCAAAUAAUGAUAACUUAGUCAGUGUAAAAAUUGGCAUCUUUGGUAAACAUACUGUCGAAGAAAUGAUGGAAAAUAUUAAUGAUGUGGUUACAUUCUUAUCUGAUAAAUCAAAAAAGCCACAAGGUGGUGUUAUCAAAGGAGGUGUAUCAUCCGUUUUUGUCAAAUCAAGCAAUAGUGCUAGUUUACCAAUAUAUGAAAGGCCUCAAGAAAUAGAGUCUAAAAAACAAUUACCCUUGCUAUAA
Messenger RNA from Tetrapisispora phaffii CBS 4417, 810 nucleotides. It is a transcript of the gene UTP30, whose product is annotated as Utp30p. The record is from RefSeq and is a predicted model, not a curated record. The coding region runs from base 1 to 810 and encodes 269 amino acids. NCBI's taxonomy places the organism in Eukaryota, Fungi, Ascomycota, Saccharomycetes, Saccharomycetales, Saccharomycetaceae. The transcript has a single exon.